Messenger RNA from Centruroides sculpturatus (bark scorpion), 2356 nucleotides. RefSeq names its product PWWP domain-containing protein 2A-like. Gene Ontology annotation, molecular function: chromatin binding. The record is from RefSeq and is a predicted model, not a curated record. The transcript is spliced from 2 exons. Lineage: Eukaryota; Metazoa; Arthropoda; Arachnida; Scorpiones; Buthidae. Bases 186 to 2096 code for a protein of 636 amino acids. Gene Ontology annotation, cellular component: nucleus; chromocenter.
AAGAAUCUUAAUAAAAAACUAUAAAUAUAUAAUUUAGAUAUCAGAGAAUAUGUAAAUGAUAAAAUAGGUAUAUUUUGUCAAUUUUAUUAUUGUUUAUUUUUGUUGUAAAAACCUAUUCAUUGAAAAAGUGUGGUUGGUUUGUGUUAAGUGCGCAUGCGUUUGGCUAAGGACUGGGGGUGGCUGGCAUGGAUGUGGAGCUGAGACUGUUGGACAUGGCGACGGCGGCGGACGGCGGCCAAGCAAUAUUGAAGGGGUCAAAAAUAUGGGUCGUUGUCGAAGAGGCCUUAGUUGAUGUCAUCGUUGUAUCAUUCACUUAUGGAGAUAAAACAUUUCAAGGAGCGUUACUGGAUAUAACAAAGAAGAAUUGUUCUUUCGGAGUUGUACCCAGAACAGAAGAUCCCUUUGGCCAGUCUGCUUUAUUAGAUGUCUCUGCAGAAAGAGAACUUGAAGAAAAUAGGUAUCCUACUCUUAGUCAAAGGUAUACUUAUUUUCAACCACGUUUGGGUGAACCAGCACCUAAUCAGAAACGAACUAUGCCACGUCAAAGGGACCAGAAUGUACGAAUGAGACGCCUUAGGCCACGUCAAGUGCUAUGUUCUCAUUGUCAAACUCUAUGCAACGAAUCAGUCAGUGUACAAUCGGGUAGCAUAAGUAGUAGUACAAACAAACCUAAAUAUAUGAGUACUAGAAACAGAGUGAAUCACUCUGAUAGGAAUGUAGUGAACAAUAAUAAUAAUAAUAAUAAUAAUAAUAACAACAAUAACAACAACAACAACAACAAUAAUAAUAAUGUAGAAAUUAAACAAGAAAUUAAUAAUAGUGACGUUCGACCUGGAAAUGCACCUAGUCUUAAUGAAGCUUCAGAACCCAAAGUUGCAGAAGAAGCCACAGAUGAUCAUACUAAACAGUGUGAUCCUGUGGAAGCGUGUCAUGCAGGAAAUGGAGAAUAUCAAGCUGUGUCCUCUAGUGAAUUAACUAGCAGGAUGGUGUUGAGAAAAAGGAAACUACCUAACCAUGUGGGUGAUUAUGUAGAAUUGACUAAACAACGUAAGACGGAAGUUUUAACAGAUAACAAUACUUCUAAUGAUACUCUGAAGUCACAAAUGACUUGUCCAGUCAUAAAAAUAUCUUAUGCCAACCCACAAGGUAAAGACACUGUGUUAAAAAUCCCAGCCCGUUUGCCUACGGGGAACGAAGAACAGUUUGUUUGGUGCGAUCAAGUAGACAACAAAGCAGCUAAAAAAGCACUAAAGAAAGCAAAAAAAGAAGCGCAUAGAAAAUCAUGGUGUGAAUUAAUAGACAACGGAGACAAUUUAGAAAAGAAUAAACACCAUCACCAUCAUCACAAACACAAAUUAAAAAGGAAAAGAAAGCGUAAAGAAUUUUUAGAUAAAGAUGAUAAUUACGAUUCCGAAAAUGUAUACAGUGAAAAAUUAAGAACGGAAUUAGGAUUGUUAGAAGGUCAACCCGGUUGGAGUCUUUGUUCCACAGACAAUAGUGAAGAUUUAAAAGAAAAAGAUUUUUUAGACGAUGUUAAAAAUAAAUGUUUGAAACAAAAGUUAUCAAUAAGUCUACGUAGACUUAGUGCUAAAGCUUAUAAAAGGUGUAGUCCCAAAUAUGGUAAUAAGGAUUCUAAUGGUAGUACUUCGAGUGGAAGCGAUAGCGAAUGUGACGUGCCAGAUUUUCCAAAACACGAACCACUACGCGAUAUGGAUAAAGUCAAACCUCUUAUGAUGAGGCUAAGUACGCACAAUGUAAAAAAGUGCCUGUUGGAUAACGAACGAGAAAUGGCCGUGGGCGAUGUCGUAUGGGGUAAAAUUCAAGGUUUACCCUGGUGGCCCGGUAAAAUUCUAGCCCUUUCCGUAUCCCAAAGAGAUAAUGGAGCAACUCUUAACCACCAGGCACAUGUAGCAUGGUUUGGGUCUUCUACAUCAUCUUAUAUGUCAUGUAAUCAAUUGACGCCAUUCCUAGACGAUUUUAAAUUACGUUACAAUAAAAGAAAGAGAGGACCCUACAAAGAAGCCAUUAGACAAGCGACGAUCGAAGCACAAAGUGACUUGCUCGACGACAUUAUAUGUGACGAAGGAAUUUCGUAGAAAAUUUUUCAAAUACAGUAUAUAUUUGUACAGUGUUUUAUAUUCUAUUUUAACGUAGCUAUGCGCACCUGUAUAUACUGGGCGCAAUAACCAGGAAGUGGAGGUUAUCCAGUAUUUUCUUACCAUUAUAAGUUCGGUGACUCAGCAAAAUUCCUUUCUUCAAAAAUGGUUGCGAAUGUUCAAACAGGUGUUUUUCAUUAUUCUCUCUGUGCACGGAUAACUUGAGAAAAGCCAAAUAAAAUAAGAAUUGUACAGUUUAA